This is a messenger RNA of Adineta ricciae, 1179 nucleotides long. Lineage: Eukaryota; Metazoa; Rotifera; Eurotatoria; Adinetida; Adinetidae. The record is from the annotation of a GenBank genome assembly.
AUGCACGUAGUGCUGUUCAUUUCUCUUCUUAUCUCAACAAUCAAUGGUCUUAUCAUCAGUCAAAUUCGUCGAUCUUCUCUCUUUAUCACCAAUUCUUCUUGUGCUUUGGUUUUGAACGUCACUUUACCAGUUGGUUCAUCGAUUCAAACUUGUAUUUGGAAAUGUAAUCAUGAAGAUCAAUGUCAAACAGGUGUUUAUUAUCAUGAAAAUCGAACUUGUUUGCUAUUUAGCGAAGAUUGUCAAUCAGGUAAAAUAACAUCAUCCGGAAAUGUUCAAACGAGUGUUAUUUGUCAUCGAAGAAAUCAAGGAUCGAAUAAUCAAUGUUCUCGUCGAAACUGGACAAUGACUGGAAAUAUGAAUAUUAGGCGACAUAGGCAUACAGCAUCGAUGUUAUCAAAUGGAAGGAUAUUAGUCACUGGUGGGCUGAAUGUUAACACUAAUCUGAACAGUGCUGAACUAUAUGAUCCGUCAGCUGGUAAUUGGACAAUGACUGGAAAUAUGAAUGUUGCCCGGUAUGCUCAUACAACAACUGUGCUACCGAAUGGGAAAGUAUUAGUGACUGGUGGGCUUAAUGCCGGUCCUCUCAAAAGUGCUGAACUAUAUGAUCCGUUAACCGGUAACUGGACAACGACUGGAAAUAUGAAUGUUGCACGACAAGAUCACACAACAUCAGUGUUAUCAAAUGGAAAAGUAUUAGUUAGCGGUGGAUGGGGUGCUGGGGGUGCUCAGAACAGUGCUGAGUUGUAUGAUCCAUCAAGCGGUACCUGGACAAUGAUUGCAAAUAUGAGCAUUGGACGUCAAUUUGCCACAGCAUCGAUUCUAGCAAAUCGAACAGUAAUUGUCCUUGGUGGAUGGACUGGUGCUACUUAUUUGAAUAGUGCUGAAUUAUACGACCCAUUAAUAGGUAAUUGGACGCUGACUGGAAGUAUGAAUGAUGUCCGAAAAGAUCAUACAGCCUCAAUAUUAUCAAACGGCAAAGUAUUAAUUACCGGUGGAUUAAGUAACAAUUAUCUCAAGAGUGUUGAAUUAUAUGACCUAUCAACUGGAAAUUGGACAACAACUGCAAAUAUGAAUAUUGAACGUUCUCAACACACUGCAUCGAUACUUGCCAAUGGAAAAAUAUUAGUUGCCGGUGGUUACAAUGGUAGCAGUUCUAUCAACACCGCUGAAUUAUAUUAA